AUGGAUGUUACAUUGGUGAAUUUGCCUAUUCGGCAUACUGAUUGGCGUGUGGCGGCAAGAUGGACAGAUACUGUCUUCAACGAUAGCGGUUAUUCUUACCCGGUGAAACCAUUCGAGAUGCAGGGCCUGGCAGAGUACUUCGCAACGGCCAAGAACACGCGCCCUCUUCCAGGUGGUCCUCGGUACAAAGCCCUUCGGAUGGAUAAUAUCAGAAGUCUUAACUUGGCUAAUAAAAAUGAAUCGUCUGGAGACCGUAUCGCGGUUGUUAUCGACUUGGGUGAUGUUGGAGGUAGUUGGGGCGUGAACACCAACAAUUUGCAACUCGACGGUGUUAACUUCCUAGCUGCGGCACCACUGGAAGUGACUUCAUAUGCAAGAGACGGUCUCAACGAUAUUGAAAUUGCAGGCGCCACUACACUGGAGAACACACUGCGCAAAACGUGGUUUGAUACCUAUGGAUCUCAGGGCGCACAGGAUACUGACCUGUUGGGCCCUGUCGCUUUCUCCUUCCGUGUGUAG
Messenger RNA from Aspergillus bombycis, 519 nucleotides. RefSeq lists its product as uncharacterized. NCBI's taxonomy places the organism in Eukaryota, Fungi, Ascomycota, Eurotiomycetes, Eurotiales, Aspergillaceae. The transcript is spliced from 3 exons. The record is from RefSeq and is a predicted model, not a curated record. Bases 1 to 519 code for a protein of 172 amino acids.